This is a messenger RNA of Solea senegalensis (Senegalese sole), 4254 nucleotides long. It is a transcript of the gene igf2b, whose product is annotated as insulin-like growth factor 2b. Gene Ontology annotation, molecular function: growth factor activity; hormone activity. Gene Ontology annotation, cellular component: extracellular region. Lineage: Eukaryota; Metazoa; Chordata; Actinopteri; Pleuronectiformes; Soleidae. The record is from RefSeq and is a predicted model, not a curated record. The transcript has 4 exons. Bases 287 to 829 code for a protein of 180 amino acids.
GAAAUGUUUUAUUCUUCUGUGUCUGGAUGGUGCGCUGGACUCGGAGCGCACAGCUGGGCCGGCAGAUAGGGGGCGGUAGGUCUCAGGGUCAGUGAGCUCGCCACAGGGUGAGCGAGGGGAAAUAAAUGCUGAGUCUAGCUUUUCAGAUAGUUAACUAUCGAGCAGCCGGUCUUGCGACUUCUGCAGAGUUGUGUAAGAGCGUGAAACCAGAGAUACCGUCUACCUUUUUUAUUCUUCCUGCAGAAGCACUUCUCUCAGGUGGUGACAGCAGCAGGAGGUCAAGAAGAUGUCUUCGUCCUGUCCUGUGCUGCUGUUUGCACUGGCCCUGGCGCUCCACGCUGUGGAAGUGGUCUCGACGGAGACGCUGUGUGGGGGAGAGCUGGUGGACGCGCUGCAGUUUGUCUGUGAAGACAGAGGCUUUUAUUUCAGUAGGCCAACCAGCAGGGGUAGCAACCGGCGCUCCCAGAACCGUGGGAUCGUAGAGGAAUGUUGUUUCCGUAGCUGUGACCUCAACCUGCUGGAGCAGUACUGUGCCAAACCCGCCAAGUCCGAAAGGGACGUGUCGGCCACCUCUCUACAGGUCAUGAUGCCCGCAAUAAAGCAGGAAGUCCCGAGGAAGCAGUAUUCCAAAUACGAGGUGUGGCAGAGGAAGGCGGCCCAGCGGCUCCGGAGGGGUGUCCCCGCCAUCCUGAGGGCCAAAAAGUUUCGGAGGCAGGCGGAGAACAUCAAAGCACAGGAGCAGGCAAUCUUCCACAGGCCCCUGAUCAGCCUGCCCAGCAAACUGCCGCCCGUCUUGCUGGCCACGGAAAACUAUGUCAACCACAAAUGAGCCCGCUGCCAGCCCUUUGCACAGACAAGAGUUUGGAGGGAGAAAAAAAAAAAGACUAGGGGAUGAUAGCUUUGUCUCUGACGUCAUUUCUGUGGCAGUCCUCUCUGACCUCCCCUGCCCUGUCCGAGCCCACCAAUCCCUCCCCCUGCUCUCAUCCACUACUUCUUGACCCUCUGGCCCUUUUCUAUUGCCCCCGUCAAACCCAACCACCCACCCUCCUCCGGCACGCAAACAUGCCUUCACAUUCUUCCUGUCUGAAGUCUUUCGCUCCCUCUCUUUCAGUCACUGACACAAAAGGCACAAACACAAAUGAUGAACAAAAAGUUAACAAUUCGGCUGAAUGCAAUUCAGGUGGAUCCUUAAGCAAAAGAGAAAAGGGAAGGGAGAAAAGAAGAUGAAAGAGAUCUGUGGUUUGCAAGUGUCAAGAGGACACCCAGCGGAAUGCUUUUUUGUCCUUGUGGAAGACAACUGAGAGUGAAGAGCAGCUUGCAUGAAAGAAUCCAUUCCACAUCAUUUUUCCUGAGGCAAAAAGAAAAUCUCUGUUAGUUCUUUUUCUUAUUAGUUUGCACCUCUACCUAUAAAGGGACUUCCACACUGUAAGGAAUUAUUUUAUAAAAUUAGAUUCCUGUUCCAGCACCUUUUGAUCACAAACAAAAAGCAGAAAAGAGUCUGCAAAAUUGCACAUUGCCACGGAUUACGUCAAAGUAAAGAAAAAAAUGGCACUAUUUUUUUAUGAACAAUGAACGUGUAGCUUAAAAAAAUGUCAUGGUGCUAGCUUUGGGAAUGGACUCAAAGAAGAGGUUGAACAGCACGUUUUUUUUUCUUUAAAUGAAUAUUAAAACUUUCCGUUUUAUGGAAAGUGUGACUUUAAAAAAGAAAAUAAAGGAUAUGGGGGAGCUCCUGGCAGUGGCAAUGUCAAGGGGGAAGCGUCACUGAGAAAAGAUUGGGGCUGUGUUGGCGUCUACGCUCACAGAGAGUUCUAGCGGCUGCUCAUCACUAGCUUGCCAGCAUAAGCGGCAUGAGGGGACCUGAGACCCAGUCCCUGUUGCUCCUGUCCCUCUGAGGCUGCCGGACACAGGGAGCAGCGUGGGACACAUAUGGGACACCAUGGACUGCCUGGAUUUGGGACAGUACAGUACUACAGUUCUGGGACAGUACUUCCUGUUCGCCAUGGCUUUGCAGACUGUUCGGACAGGAAGUAUCAUGGCAUGGACAAAGAACGAGUGGGAUAAUGAUGAUUAUAUUUUAUUUUGUCUUUCUCUGUUUUCUUUUCAUAUCAAUGUUUUAAUGAAAAAAAGGAAAACCCCGUCAGUUUCUGGUACCGUGACAUUCCUGUUUUUCCAAGUUAGGCAUUUUUUUUUGUCAUGAUGUUAUUUUACAGUUCUAAAGAAAGGCACAAAUUUCAAUUCAAAGGGAAAAAAACAGCAAUAAUGUCAACUAACAAUUUAUUUUUUAAUGUAUAUCAGUAGUAUUCACAUGCUUUUGCCUGAAAACAAAUACUUGAAUAUAUAUAUAUAAAAACAUUGAUAUAUAUGUAUGUAUGCAUACUGUAUAUAUACAUAUAUAUAUAUAAAUAUAUAAAUAUAGAUAUAUAAUUAGUUUCCAGGGACGUUGUGUUAUUUUCCUUUAGUCUGAGCUGUAUCUUGCGUAAUGAGCCGCCAAGCUUUUUUGUUUGUUUGUUGAAAUACAAAUAAGGGCACUGUAUAAAGGCAUUAUUUAUUUUGUUAUAAAAUAUAUUUGAAAAAUUGGUCCAAAUAAUAUACGUAGCACUGAUGCUCAACUGACGGAUUUUUUUGUAUGAUCUCUGUUUUUCGAAUUGGAGUUGUAAGGCUUUUUUGUAGAUGCUUUGUACCAAAAAUAAUGUCUUUUUUUUCCUUUUUUUGUUUUCCAUAGUUACUUUAAAUUAAUAUUUUAACAGCAGCAUAGCCUGGAUUACUUAGGCAUGUCUUGUCACAGACACAGGCACAUACUCUGAAUACUUUGGUCUGCAUGGAUUUCCAGAAACCUGUCAGGGUUGUCUGUGAAAAAGGAAAAAGCAUCAACGAGUGACUUUAUCAGUGGAAAAUUUACUGCUCAACAUUUGAUUGUACUCAAACCCACUAUGUUUUUAAAGCCACUUUAGUAUUGAUGGCGGGGAAAAUGACCAGUCCUUCAUUAAAUCAUGUCUUUAAUUGUGCACGGUGUCCUAUGGUCUUCUCCAGGAGCAUCUUGCCUUUGUGCCAGUGUCACUGCCACAUGUCGGACUGGGUCAUGAGGCCAUAAUCAUGUCCAAUCAGCUGCAGAAUUAUGGUUUAGCCAACAUUUGACUUGCAUGUGUCCACGUCUUAACUGGAGGUGAUGAUAUCAUUAGGAUGUUAGAAACUAUCAACAGUCACACAGAGGUCAUUGUCUAUCAAGGAGAGCUUAUCAUUGUGAAACACCACACUGUUCUAUCUAUGUCUAUCUGCCUAUACGUCUAUCCGUCUCCGUCUGUCCAUUUUAUUUCUUCUCUGUUUGCAGAAGACAAUGUCCCUGAUGUUAUGCAUCAUCAGUAUGCUUAUCUAUACUUUCACGGUUCGUGGUGGACCAGUCAUGCGUUCACUGAAGUGUCCCACCAUUGCUGAACCAUUUCUGAAGCACUCAGGAACAAAAUCACAAUCUAUACUCUCCAAGGGAGAAGUGGAGUAGUUGUUGAGUGUAAUAAUACCCACAACAUCAAUAGUCAUUAUCAUUAUUAAUAAUAAGAACAACAAUAAUAAUAAUAACAACAAGAACAACAACAACAACAAUAAUAAUAAUCUUUGUGUGGAAGGACAGCUGAGGUUGUUACCUCUACCUGGCCACAAUGAUACAGCUCUCCGUAACUAACCACUGAAGCCCGUGUCAGAACCAAGGUCAUUCUGUGCCACACUGUAGUUUCCUCCUCCAUUUUGUCAUGCGUCACCCCAUGAGAUGGAGACUUAAUGCAUACUCACCGUGCUGUGGUAACGUGUCAUCCCAAUACUUCAUAUUUUCUUUGGAAGAUCUCAAUUAUCAAGGCUACUUCCUGUCUCUAAUUAUAUUCUACUUCAGUUGUGCAACAAAGCAGGCAGUGCAAUUAUUAUCAUUGUUAUUAUUGUUAUUAUUAUUAUUUUUAAUAAUAAUAUUAUUAUAUUUUCUAUUUUAAUCUAUAUUUUCCUGCUAGGACUGCAUUCAUCCACUAUUGUAAUGUUCAAACAGGCUACUCUAGUGUUCUUAUGAAUGGUGUGAAAGACAACCACUUCUUUUUCGCUGAAUAUGAAGAGAUAUAUUGCCGGGCAAUGGCAACGUUUUCUGUGUCAGUAGCUCACUCAGCCUGUGUGUAUUUUAUUGAUUUAACCUCUGCACGCUAGAACGUCCGAAAUGCACAAUUCAUGUACUUUCAUUUUUAAUAUCAAUAAAAAGAAAAACAUUUUAUCAAACAUAAA